Messenger RNA from Gossypium arboreum, 976 nucleotides. RefSeq names its product DNA-directed RNA polymerases II and IV subunit 5A. Gene Ontology annotation, molecular function: DNA-directed RNA polymerase activity; DNA binding. Gene Ontology annotation, cellular component: RNA polymerase III complex; RNA polymerase I complex; RNA polymerase II, core complex. Gene Ontology annotation, biological process: DNA-templated transcription. The record is from RefSeq and is a predicted model, not a curated record. NCBI's taxonomy places the organism in Eukaryota, Viridiplantae, Streptophyta, Magnoliopsida, Malvales, Malvaceae. Bases 158 to 778 code for a protein of 206 amino acids. The transcript is spliced from 5 exons.
AAAAAAAAAAAAAAAAGAAAUAAAAAGAAGACAAGGCAAUGCUAUACUUUAUUACAUUAUUAUAUUUGUUACCUUCAAGCUAUUGUGCUGUACCAAAAGGGCGGCCACUUCAGCUGUUUAGCAUUCGAAAGGGGACGCAAAGAGGGGGAAACACAAAAUGGUAUUGUCGGAUGAUGAAAUCAAGAGGCUGUUUCGAAUUCGAAAGACUGUAAUGCAGAUGUUGAAAGAUAGGGGUUAUUUCGUUGGAGAUUUUGAGAUUAAUUUGUCAAAACAACAAUUCAUUUCCAAAUACGGCGAAAAUAUGAAAAGGGAGGAUCUUGUUAUCAAUAAAACCAAGCGGAAUGAUAACUCUGAUCAGAUCUAUGUUUUCUUCCCUGAAGAAGCCAAAGUUGGUGUUAAGACAAUGAAGACGUAUACCAACCGCAUGAAAUCAGAGAAUGUAUUUAGGGCUAUACUAGUUGUGCAACAGAAUUUAACUCCCUUUGCUCGAACUUGUAUAAAUGAAAUUUCUUCAAAGUUCCAUUUGGAGGUUUUCCAGGAAGCCGAGCUCCUGGUCAAUGUAAAAGAACAUGCUCUCGUGCCUGAACAUCAGGUGCUUACUAAUGAGGAGAAAAAGACUUUGCUUCAUAGAUAUACCGUAAAGGAAACACAGCUGCCUCGUAUCCAGGUGAGUGAUCCAAUCGCAAGAUACUUCGGGCUGAAACGUGGACAAGUGGUGAAAAUAAUCCGGCCUAGUGAAACUGCCGGUCGUUAUAUCACUUACCGAUAUGUUGUGUAAGCAUGUACCCUGUUCGAUAACAUUAUCCUCCAAUAAAGCAAUUUUUUUUUUCUCUAAAACAAAGCCGAACUAACCGCCCGUAUCCUAGUAUUCAUGUUGUAUUCGUGUAUUGUCAAGUGUCAAGUAUCAUAAUUGUGCUCAAGAAAUUAUAUAUUUAUAUAAAUUUUGACACAUUAAUAAUUUGAAUUGAUGCAAUAA